This is a messenger RNA of Zymoseptoria tritici IPO323, 3186 nucleotides long. It is a transcript of the gene CYP-50, whose product is annotated as putative P450 monooxygenase. Lineage: Eukaryota; Fungi; Ascomycota; Dothideomycetes; Mycosphaerellales; Mycosphaerellaceae. Bases 1 to 3186 code for a protein of 1061 amino acids. The transcript is spliced from 2 exons. The record is from RefSeq and is a predicted model, not a curated record. Gene Ontology annotation, cellular component: cytosol. Gene Ontology annotation, molecular function: iron ion binding; heme binding; flavin adenine dinucleotide binding.
AUGGUGUCCACAAAGACCGUUCCCAGGCCAUGGGGUCUGCCGCUCAUCGGCAACGUACCGAGCAUAGACAUGGGCUACCCUCUUGGAAGUCUGAAUAGCCUCGCAGAUCGUUACGUAGGAGAAAUAUACCAGCUGAACCUCAUCGGCAAGGAGGCGCUCUUCAUUUCAACCCACAAGCUCUUUGCCGAAGUCUGCGACGAGACACGAUUUCAGAAGCAUCUUCUAGCACCGUUGGUGCAAUUGCGGAAUGUCGUCGGUGAUGGACUGUUUACAGCCUUCCCUGGUGAAACGAAUUGGGAGAUCGCCCAUCGCACACUCAUGCCAGCAUUCGGUCCUCUUCCGAUCCAGUCCAUGUUUGCAGAACAGCACGACAUCGCUUCGCAAUUAGUGCUCAAGUGGGCGAGAUUCGGUCCCGAUCAUGACAUUGCAGUCACUGAUGACUUCACGCGGUUGACCCUGGAUACCAUUCCGCUCUGCUCGAUGGAUAUGAGAUUCAACUCUUUCUAUCAUGACGAUCUACAUCCAUUCGUAGACGCCAUGGUCGGCGUUCUCGCAGCGGCCGGCGACCGAGCAAGGAGACCCGAUGUCGCCGACUACGUGCUCCGAGCGCAACGAGCAAAGUUCGACAAGGACAUCGCUUACUUGCGAAAGCUGUCGACGGAACUUGUCGCACGACGUCGUGAGAAGGGAACUCAGAAGAAGGACUUGCUGAACGCCUUACUGAACAAUAAAGAUCCCAAGCUUGGCGUUGGAAUGACCGACGACUCCAUCGUGGACAACAUGGUAACGUUUCUCGUGGCCGGCCAUGAAACCACCUCUGGACUGCUGUCUUUCCUGUUCUACGAGCUCACUUCAAGUCCGGAGGCCUACAAGAAAGCACAGCAAGAAGUUGACGAGGUCGUGGGCUCCGGCGCAGUCAACGUCGGCCAUCUUUCGAAAUUGCCAUAUCUCACAGCUUGCCUUCGAGAGACACUUCGCCUGCAUUCGACCGCACCAGCCAUCUCAGUCACGGCAUUGAAGGACGAUAUAAUUGGUGGUCAGUAUGCUGUCAAGAAAGGACAAGGCAUCAACUGUCUGCUAGCAAAGAUCCAGUCCGAUCCAGCAGUCUGGGGCACUGACGCCAGCGAGUUCAAGCCGGAAAGAAUGCUGGAUGAGAUAUUCAACAAGUUGCCAGCACAUGCUUGGAAACCCUUCGGUAAUGGAGUUCGAGGGUGCAUCGGAAGAGCAUUCGCAUGGCAGGAGGCUUUACUGACAGUCGCCUUAUUGUUGCAAAUCUUCAACUUCCGGAAGACCGAUCCAUCUUACAAGCUGGAAGUCGCGAUGACGUUGACCAUCAAGCCCAAGAACUUCACGAUGCGUGCUACUAUGCGGGAUCCGAGUAUUCUGGAGCGACUGGGCGCGGUGUCAGUUUCCGGUGAAGUUUCGUCAGCAAAAGCCACGACUCAACAUGCGAGAACAUCUUCGCUGGCUGCAGUCGAGAGCGCUGGCACGACGAUCAAUAUCUUGUAUGGCAGCAACACCGGGACGUGUGAGUCACUCGCAUCAUCGCUCGGAUCCACUGCCAAGUCAAGAGGCUACAAGGCAUAUGUGGACACGCUCGACAACGGAAUGUCUUCCAUAUCUGCGGACAAGCCGACAGUCAUCAUCACCGCAAGUUAUGAAGGGCAGCCUCCGGACAAUGCGAUGAAGUUCUCCAAAUGGCUGAACUCUGAUGAAAGUUCGAGCUUGGCGAAGAGCAAAUAUGCCGUUUUUGGUGUGGGCAACAGGGAGUGGGUAACGACGUAUCAGCGACAGCCCAAGCUCAUUGACGAAGUGAUGGGUCAAAAGGGAGCCGAGAGCCUUGUCGAUCGUGGUAUUGCCGAUGUCUGUGACGGCGAUAUCUUCAACGCUUUCGACAGAUGGACCGACGAGAAACUCUGGCCAGCAGUCGACGCCGCUUUCAGCGCAGGCAAAUCAGCCGCAUCCUCGGACGAAGGCCUCAGCAUCACCGUCGACACCGAAUCUCGCGUCAAACAACUACGACAAGAUGUCCAAGCAGCAGUCGUCCAAGACGUGAAACUGCUCACAGCACCUGGCAAACCCGCGAAACGGCACAUUCAACUCAAGCUCCCUCCCGGCACGGACUACAAAGCCGGCGACUACCUCACCGUGCUACCCGUCAACCCCGAACCCUCCGUUCGCCGUGCCAUGGCUCGCUUCAAACUCACCUGGGACGCCACCAUAACCAUCGACAGCAGUUCCCAAACAACCAUCCCCACUGGUCGACCAAUCUCAGCCUUCGACGUCUUCGCAUCCUACGUCGAACUAGGUCAACCCGCGACCGACAAGCAAAUCUCCCAACUCGCUUCCACCAUCCCAGACGAAAAGGAUCGCCAGUCCCUUACCAACACUUCUCUCAAACCCGCCGCGAAAACCAAAACCCCUUCCCUCCUCGAACUCCUCGAAACCUACCCCACAGCGACCUAUACACUCUCCCAAUUCCUUGCCGCCGUUCCCAGCAUGCGCACAAGGCAAUACAGCAUCUCCUCCUCCCCACUUGUUGACCCCGGCUCCGCAUCUCUCACUUACUCCGUGCUCGACGCUCCCGCCAACCCCGCCUCCCCAGCCGACGGCAAACGCUUCCUAGGAGUCGCCUCGAAUUACAUGGCACGCGCACAACCAGGCGAUCACAUCCAAGUCGCCCUCCGACCAAGCCACGCAGGUUUCCACCUCCCCUCAGACGACAGCAAACCCGUACUCAUGGCCUGCGCCGGCACCGGACUCGCGCCCUUCCGCGCCUUCGUCGAAGAACGCGCCGUCAAAAUCGCAGCCGGCAAGAACCUCGGUCCAGCAAUCCUCUUCUUCGGCUGCAACGCCCCCGACGAAGACGACAUGUACCGCUCUGAAUUCGACGCCUGGACGAAAUCCGGGGCCGUGGAUGUCCGCAGAGCGUACACUUUCGCGCCGGAGAAGAGUGAGGGGUGUAAAUUCGUGCAGCAUCGGGUGUGGCAUGAUCGCAAGGAGAUGGUGGAGUUGAUCCAGAAGGAUGCGUGUAUGUAUAUUUGUGGAGCGGGUGUGGUGGGUGCGGCGUUGGUGGAUGUUGUGCAGAGGAUUUAUGUGGAGUAUAAGGGGUGCACGGAGGAGGAGGCGAAGAAGUGGUUUGAGGGGUUGAGGGGUGAGAGGUAUUGGAGUGAUAUCUUUUCGUAG